AUGGUGGCGGGUGGAUCCUGGGACUUCAUGGGAAGGAAGAAGGCGGGUGGGGCGGAGCUCGUCCGCCGCCCAACCCCCGCAUCUGCCCUCACGGCACAGGCAGAACCCCGGGGCGGGAAAGGCCUUCCGGGGAGGCGCCCGGGGGCGCAGGAGCAGGCCCGGGGCGCCGUCCGCCUCGACUCACCUGGAGCAGUUUUAGCGCAGGUGCCCAGUCUUCAGGGUGUUGGGCCAUCUCUCCUGGGAGGGGCAGGCAGCCGCAAGACUAAGCGGUGGGGUGCUGGGGAAAAGAAAGGCUGGGACUGGUGCUUCAGCCAAUCUGACAGCCGGGCCUCUCUCAUCAGCAGGCUGAGCUGCGGCUUCUGGACUCUCACCGUUUACCUGGGAAAGCGUGACUUUGUGGACCACCUGGACAGAGUUGACCCCGUUGAUGGUGUCGUUCUCGUCGACCCGGAAUAUCUCAAGGAUCGGAAAGUGUUCGUGACUCUGACCUGCGCCUUCCGCUAUGGCCGUGAGGACCUGGAUGUCCUGGGCCUCUCCUUCCGCAAAGAUCUCUUCUUGGCCUCUUGGCAGGCCUUCCCCCCUGCCGAGAGCACCCCUGAGCCACUCACUCGCCUGCAGGAGCGACUGCUGCGCAAGCUGGGUGCCAAUGCCCACCCCUUCAGCUUCCUGAUCCCCCAGAACCUGCCGUGUUCAGUGACGCUGCAGCCAGGGCCCGAGGACACAGGGAAGGCUUGUGGAGUGGACUUUGAGAUUCGGGCAUUCUGUGCCAAAAACCUGGACGAGAAGAUUCACAAAAGGAACUCGGUCCGCCUGGUUAUCCGGAAAGUCCAGUACGCCCCUGAGAAGCCUGGUCCGCAGCCCACGGCUGAGACCACCCGCCACUUCCUGAUGUCCGACCGCUCUUUACACCUGGAAGCUUCCCUCGACAAGGAGCUCUACUACCACGGUGAGCCAAUCAGCGUCAAUGUUCACGUGACCAACAACUCCAGUAAAAGUGUCAAGAAAGUGAAGGUGGCCGUGCGGCAGUACGCAGACAUCUGCCUCUUCAGCACCGCUCAGUACAAGUGUCCCGUGGCUCAGAUUGAGCAGGAGGACCAGGUGGCCCCCAGCUCCACCUUCUGCAAGGUUUACACGCUCACGCCACUGCUGAGCAACAAUCGGGAAAAGCGGGGCCUGGCGCUUGACGGCAAACUGAAGCACGAGGAUACCAACCUGGCCUCCUCUACCAUCGUGACGGAGGGUACCAGCAAGGAAGUCCUGGGCGUCCUGGUCUCCUACAGGGUCAAAGUGAAGUUGGUGGUCUCCCGGGGAGGGGAUGUUGCUGUGGAACUGCCUUUUGUCCUGAUGCACCCAAAGCCGCCUGAGCAGCCUUCUCCUACACAGCCCCCAGCCGCUGUCCCAGAAUCAGACACGCCGGUUUACGCCAAUCUGAUUGAGUUUGAAACCAACUACGGGCAAGAUGAGGACAUGGUGUUUGAGGACUUUGCCCGCCUGCGCCUGAAAGGCCUCAAGGAUGAUGAGGACACCGACCACUUCUGCUAGGAAACCCUUGGGGGGCAACCCCCCCCACAAACGUCCCGUCCGAUGACCUCCUCUUCUCUCAGAGCUGUUUCCAUCUCCCCUGCCUUGUCUUAUUGCUGUACUGGGGAUGGGGUUUUCAUGUGACUAAAAUUGGGAAGGUGGUCAUCCCAGCUUUUCUCCUGUUCCCCUGCUGCUACUGCGUACUUUUCCAAGAGAGAUUUUGAUGUCUAAGGACCCCCCACCCCCGUCCUGCGCACUGGAGUCAUUUAUUGGGCAUUACUGUCAGAUGGUUCUACCCCAAAGCACCACUUUGCUGUUGUUCUCCCCCCCCCCAUUCUCUUUUGUAUCUCCUACUUUAAAUGCUUUGGAAGACAUUGGUAAUGGAAUUGGCCCCCACGUUAAAAGGGGGGGCUUUCUCAUCCAGGGAUAAAGGCAGCUUUGGAUGCAUUUUGUUUGGGGGGCUGGGAAGGCCUAUUGCUCCGGCUGGGGAGGGCAACCCUUGGCCAAGUCCUCCCCCCAGACAUGAACCUGCACCCAAAGAGGCAUAUAGACCAGCUGUUCACUGCGAUGCUUGAGCAAAGAGCAACUGAAUAAAACCGUGAACUGAAA
Molecule: messenger RNA, 2130 nt
Organism: Python bivittatus (Burmese python)
Lineage: Eukaryota; Metazoa; Chordata; Lepidosauria; Squamata; Pythonidae
Source: RefSeq, a predicted model, not a curated record